Molecule: messenger RNA, 2387 nt
Organism: Helianthus annuus (common sunflower)
Lineage: Eukaryota; Viridiplantae; Streptophyta; Magnoliopsida; Asterales; Asteraceae
Product: stromal 70 kDa heat shock-related protein, chloroplastic
Exons: 8
Coding region: 137-2206 (689 amino acids)
Biological process (GO): cellular response to unfolded protein; protein refolding
Cellular component (GO): chloroplast; cytoplasm
Molecular function (GO): ATP binding; ATP-dependent protein folding chaperone; misfolded protein binding
Source: RefSeq, a predicted model, not a curated record
GACGGGCCGGGGGAGCGAUGGAGGACUACCCUCGACUUAUAAGUCCGCUAAAAAUAACCUGAACGCCCCCUUCGUCCCCCCUUUUUAUACCCCAAAACCUCAACCUCCAGGGUUCCAAAAACCUUCAACCUCUUCAAUGGCGUCUUCUACCGCUCAGUUUCACGCCACUCCGUUCACCUCAUCUCAAGCCUCACCUAAAACUGUCUUCUUUGGCAAUGGAUUAACCAAAUCCAUCUCCUUUUCACACCAAAAAUCGUUCGUAAAGCUGAAAACCACCAGAAGAAGUAGUCCGUUUAGAGUUGUGGCGGAGAAAGUCGUUGGAAUAGAUCUAGGAACGACGAACUCCGCCGUGGGAGCGAUGGAGGGAGGGAAGCCGGUGAUCGUGACGAACGCGGAGGGGCAGCGGACGACGCCGUCGGUGGUGGCGUACACGAAGAACGGGGACCGGUUGGUAGGGCAGAUAGCGAAGAGGCAGGCGGUGGUGAAUCCGGAGAAUACGUUUUUUAGUGUGAAGCGGUUUAUUGGGAGGAAGAUGGCGGAGGUGAAUGAGGAGUCGAAACAGGUGUCGUAUACGGUGGUUAGGGAUGACAAUGGGAAUGUUAAGAUUGACUGUCCGGCUAUUGGCAACCAGUUUGCUGCUGAAGAGAUUUCUGCACAGGUAUUGAGAAAGCUUGUGGAUGACGCUUCGAAGUUUCUGAACGUCAAGGUCACCAAAGCUGUCGUGACAGUUCCUGCUUACUUCAACGACUCUCAAAGAACCGCAACCAAGGAUGCCGGUCGAAUUGCUGGGCUGGAAGUGCUGCGAAUCAUCAACGAACCUACAGCUGCCUCACUAGCCUAUGGUUUCGCAAAGAAGAACAAUGAAACUAUAUUGGUUUUUGAUCUUGGAGGUGGUACUUUCGAUGUUUCAGUUCUUGAAGUUGGCGAUGGAGUCUUUGAGGUUCUUUCUACUUCUGGAGAUGCCCAACUAGGUGGUGACGAUUUUGACAAGAGGAUUGUUGAUUGGCUUGCUGCAAGCUUCAAGAAAGACGAGGGCAUUGACCUACUAAAAGACAAGCAAGCUCUACAACGGUUGACCGAAACUGCUGAAAAGGCGAAGAUGGAACUUUCAACUCUGACACAAGCAAACAUUAGUUUACCGUUCAUUACGGCCACCGCAGACGGCCCUAAACAUAUUGACACUACCCUUACAAGGGCAAAGUUUGAGGAACUAUGUUCAGACCUGCUGGAUAGGCUUAAAAGACCAGUUGAGAAUUCUCUGAGAGAUGCCAAGCUGUCGUUCAAAGAUUUAGACGAGGUGAUCCUUGUUGGCGGCUCAACACGUAUUCCGGCCGUUCAGGAAGCUGUCAAGAGCCUUACUGGAAAGGAACCAAAUGUUACCGUUAAUCCAGAUGAAGUGGUUGCUUUGGGAGCUGCAGUCCAGGCUGGUGUUGCUAAUAAGGAAGUGAGUGACAUUGUUCUUCUAGACGUAACAUCGUUAUCCAUCGGUCUCGAAACUCUCGGCAGUGUGAUGACGAAAAUCAUCCCAAGAAACACAACUAUACCAACUUCAAAAUCAGAGGUUUUCUCUACAGCUGCUGACGGGCAAACAAGUGUUGAUAUUAACGUCCUACAGGGUGAGAGAGAGUUCGUUAGAGACAACAAGUCUCUUGGUAGCUUCCGUCUUGACGGAAUCCCGCCGGCCCCACGUGGGGUCCCGCAAGUCGAGGUUAAAUUCGACAUCGAUGCAAAUGGUAUCCUGUCUGUCACUGCUAUGGACAAGGGCACCGGAAAGAAGCAAGAUAUUACCAUCACCGGUGCUAGCACGUUACCUAGUGAUGAGGUGGAGAGAAUGGUUAACGAAGCCGAAAAGUUCGCUAAAGAAGACAAAGAAAAGCGAGAUGCUAUUGACACGAAGAACCAGGCGGAUUCAGUCAUAUACCAGACCGAGAAGCAGUUGAAGGAAUUAGGAGACAAGGUUCCCGCACCGGUGAAAGAGAAGGUCGAGGCGAAACUCGGUGAGCUGAGGGAGGCUAUAACCGGCGGGUCAACACAAACCAUAAAAGACGCUAUGGGUGCGCUUAACCAAGAGGUGAUGCAGCUCGGCCAGUCCCUUUACAACCAGCCCGGUGAACCGGGAACACCACCGGGUGCUGAGGCGUCGGGAGCUUCAGAGAAGGGACCGGAGGGUGAUGUCAUUGAUAUCGAUUUCACCGACAGCAAGUGAGUUGUGUGAUUCGGAUAGUUUGAUAUUUUGGACACGUCAUCUGUUUAGCCAUUGAUGAGCUUGAAAGAAGUAUAGGAUGAUGAUGUUAAUAGUAGGUAGACUUGCAGCAAACUGGAUGGUGAAAAUGACCAUGCCAUGGUUUUUUUUUUGGUGGAAAUUAAAUAAUUAUUAUUUAGUAAUU